AUGUUCGUGGCGCCGCUGCGCAUACACAGAAACAGCAGCGACAACCUGCCCGGCGCGUUAUAUAACGAACCCAGUCCGACAGCGACCUUGGCCUCGGACACCAUCGACGACUCGGCCUCCAGCCAUGCAAGGUUCCACAACUAUCUCCGCGCUCUCUAUACCUUCCAGCCCUCGCCGCACUCGUCGACCACCGUCACCCUGCCUCUCAACGCCGGAGAUCUCAUUUUGGUCCAUUCGGUGCAUGUCAACGGCUGGGCGGAUGGGACGCUGCUGGAGACGGGUGCCCGUGGUUGGCUGCCCACCAACUACUGCGAAUCAUACGAUCAUGCCGCCAUGCGACCUCUCCUGAAAGCCCUGACGGAAUUCUGGGACAUUGUCAGGUGUGGGAGUGAUUCUAACCUGAACCUGUUCCGCAAUCAGGACUACAUGCGAGGCUUGGUCGCCGGGGUCCGCGCACUUUUGGAACGAUCCGAGUGCCUGACGCGGGAUGCCACUCUUGUUCGGCAGCAUGAUGGUAUCCGACGAUCUCGCAAGAGCCUGCUCUCAGACCUAGCUUUGCUCGUGCGGACCGCCAAACAACUUCAACAGGUCGUCACCGUCUCGUCCUCGCACAAGGACUUGGACAUCAGACUCGAUGACAUGUUGCUAAAGGCCUUCCGCAUCGUCACUCGAGCAGUCUCCUUUUUCGACGUGUGGAGUGAACAGAUUGUUGCCAUCGUGUCGGCCCCAACUAGGUCAGAGGUCUCACGCGUUGAGCCCUCCGGACCGCCAACGUCCCCAAGGUCCCGAAGACCUCACUCAACCAUCCUGCUCCGGGACUCGAACCCCACCGCCUCCAUGUCUAGCGCGCCGUCAAGGCGAAGCAGUGCUGGUCCUGUGGCACACAACACUCCAGUUCGUCGGCGCUCGUCGACGACGCACCGAAUGUCUUAUACGCGCGCUACCAGCCAGAAGAACUCCAACCUCAUCUCGCAGUACUUGCACCAGUCCUAUGAUGAUUUUCUCACCGUGCUGGCCUCGUUCUUGGGCUCCCACAUGCAAUCGAGGUCUUCUUCCGAGCUUCUAAUGACCACCCAAAACGCUGUCCGCUCUUGUCGUCAGCUCUUCGCCAUUGUUGAGACGGUCAUCGAUCGAGAUUACAGCACCUCUCGCCCCUUGGUCCAGGCCAAAGAUGCCAUGUACUAUGCCAUUACCGAAUUAGUACAUGCCGCCAGACAGGUCUUCAAACCCAUUCAUUCCAUGGACGAUGAGCUAGUCUAUCUUCCAGAAGAGGCACAGAAUCUUGUUCGAGCUGCGACCGCGUGUGUAAGUGCUGCAGGGCGGUGCGUGGCUCGCACCAAAGCGACGCUGGAAGAGAUUGGUGACUUCGAAAUCGAGAAUAUUGCGCAGCUGGUCGGCAGGGGCUCUGACAGCUCCAGUACACUCGAAUCUACCAGCCAAGGGGUUCGUUCCAGUGUAAAUUUGAGGUCACCGACGCAGAGCGCGGCUAUUGAGGACUCUUCCCGCCGGCUGACGGAAAAUGUACCGGUCUCGGUUCCCAGACGCAUGAUUACUCCUCCUCUAUCUCGAAACACGGCCGAGGGCCCGUUGACUAGUUUUGCGACUGUUUCUCCUCCUCCCAGAGACGAUGUCAUUGUGGAUAUCAUUCGAUCCUCCCCUGUCCCACCACAAGCACCAUCUUUACAUCCGGAUUCUCGAAUACGUGCCCCUGGUAUCAAUCAGCCUCCCGUCGACAAGAGAAAGCGUACGUCGGCGGUCCUGCCCAUGGUUGGAAGCAAGGGUAGCGACAGCAGUCUAGAUACCACUCACAGGCGGUCGGACCCAAGCAAUCUGUCAACCGCCUCCACGCGAGUGACCUCGAUGUACGGCGGUGGCUCGGUCACAGGCCCUUUAUCGGCGCAAUUCCCGCCCGAUGAUCAUUCUUCACUCGGAGACGACGACGACGCGGAGGCAGAAAUCAUGGCAAACACCUUUGCCCAGGAGCUCAUCUUUAAUCCGGAGGGAGUCGUGGUCGGUGGAACCCUGAAUGCCUUGGUCGAACGCUUGACGGCACAUGAUUCGACCCCGGACGCGUCUUUUGUCAGCACCAUUUAUCUUACGUUUCGUCUUUUUGCUCGACCAGAAGAGUUUGCGUCUGCCCUUGCAGUCCGGUUUGAUUAUGUCGCGGAAAAUCCAAGGAUCACUAGCCCAGUCAGGCUCCGAGUGUACAACGUACUCAAGGGAUGGAUGGAGUCUCACUGGAGGCAUGACUGCGAUGAUACUGCUCUUCCCGUCAUUGUUGGGUUCGCCCGAGAGUCCAUGGUUCCUGUCCUUCCCAUGGCCGGGAAUAGAAUUUUAGAACUAGCUGACCAAGUCUCAUCUUCAAAUAAGCCCCUCGUUCCCAGGGUCGUUUCGGCCAUGGGGAAAACGACCACUUCUUCCGCGACCUACAUCGAUCCGAGUACACCAUUCCCAAAUCCUGUUAUGUCGAAGAGCCAACUGAGUGCUUUGAAGACGUGGAGAAUGGGUGGUGCGACUGUUAGCAUUCUUGACUUUGACCCUCUCGAGCUGGCCCGUCAGAUCACGCUAAAAACGUCCAAGAUCUUCUGUUCCAUCUUGCCAGAAGAACUUCUUGGGACCGAAUGGACGAAGCGCAGCAGCUCCCUCGCCGUCAAUGUCAGGGCCAUGUCGACACUCUCCACCGACAUCUCACUCUUGGUGUUCGAUUCGAUCCUGCAGCUUGAGGAGCCCAAAAGGAGGGCAGCAAUCGUGAAGCAGUGGGUCAAGAUUGCCAACAAAUGUUUGGAAUUGCGCAACUAUGAUACACUGAUGGCCAUAGUCUGUGCACUGGACUCAACCAACAUCAAGCGACUGCGGAAAACUUGGGAAGGGGUUCCGCAAAAGACAAAGUCCGUGUUCGACGAGCUUUGCAAGGUGAUAGACGUGUCCAAGAACUAUUCCACCCUACGUCAACGCGUCCAGUCCCAUCUCCCGCCGUGCCUGCCCUUCAUCGGCGUCUACUUAACCGAUCUCACCAUGGUUGAUACGGCAUAUCCAGGCACGCGGUCGUUGACGACGGAUCAGGGCAAAAUAACCGUCAUCAACCUAGAUAAACAUAUGAAUACGGCCAAGAUCAUCUCCGAUCUCCAACGGUUCCAAGUCCCCUACAGACUUGCUGAGAUCUCGGAGUUACAGACAUGGAUGCAAGAUCAAUUGGUUAGAGUUCGUUCGGCCGGUGAUAAAAGCUUCCAGAUGCAUUACCGAAGAUCUUUGAUUUUGGAGCCGAGAGAACCCAACAAAAGUCCCAACCCUGACAUGCCGCAAUCGGCCAAGGACAAGGAUAAAUUUGAUUUGUUCAAUUGGACACAUCUUUUGCAGAAAGAGAAACCCGUGCCGAUUCAGAGUUAA
Molecule: messenger RNA, 3387 nt
Organism: Exophiala spinifera
Lineage: Eukaryota; Fungi; Ascomycota; Eurotiomycetes; Chaetothyriales; Herpotrichiellaceae
Exons: 1
Coding region: 1-3387 (1128 amino acids)
Biological process (GO): Ras protein signal transduction; positive regulation of GTPase activity
Cellular component (GO): plasma membrane
Molecular function (GO): guanyl-nucleotide exchange factor activity; protein binding
Source: RefSeq, a predicted model, not a curated record